Condylura cristata (star-nosed mole) is the source of this 1038-nucleotide messenger RNA. Its product is annotated as melanoma-associated antigen B18-like. Gene Ontology annotation, biological process: negative regulation of transcription by RNA polymerase II. The transcript has a single exon. Gene Ontology annotation, cellular component: nucleus. The record is from RefSeq and is a predicted model, not a curated record. NCBI's taxonomy places the organism in Eukaryota, Metazoa, Chordata, Mammalia, Eulipotyphla, Talpidae. Bases 1 to 1038 code for a protein of 345 amino acids.
AUGCCACGAGGGCAGAAGAGUAAGCUCAGGGCCCGCGAGAAACGCCGCCAGGCCCGGGGGGUUACCCAGGAAAUGGAGGGUGCUCAGGCUACUGAAGCAGAAAGAGAACCCAUCUCCUCUGCUUGUCCUCACUCUGAGGCCAAACCUCAGGAAUUGCCUGCUGCUGCGACACCCAGAGCUCCUAAGGAAGCUCAGGGAAGCUCCGCUACCACCAAUACUGAUGCUGCCGAAGUUUCACCGGCCAAUCCAGAUGAAGGUGCCAAAAGCCAGGAGGAGGCGAACCCCAGGUCCUCCAGGAGCGCUGAGGUCAUGCGCAGAGAUCCUCUCAACAAGAAGGUGGUUUUACUGGUGCAGUUCCUGCUGCAGAAGUAUCAAAAGAAAGAGCCAAUUACGAAGGCAGACAUGCUGAAGUUUGUUAUCAAAAAGUACAAGAGUCAUUUCAACGAGAUUCUCAAGAGAGCCUCUGAGCACAUGGAGCUGGCCUUUGGUGUCGACCUGAAGGAAGUGGAUCCCAUCAGGCACUGCUAUGCCCUCGUCAGCAAACUAGAUCUCACCACCGAUGGAAUCAUGCAUGACGACGGGUACAUGCCGAAGACCGGUCUCUUGAUGAUCGUGCUGGGCGUGAUCUUUAUGAAAGGCAACUGCGCGACAGAGGAAGAGGUCUGGGAAGUGCUCAACAUGAUGGGUGUGUAUUCCGACAGGAAGCACUUCAUCUAUGGGGACCCCAGGAAGGUCAUCACUCACGAUUUGGUGCAGCUCAAGUACCUGGAGUAUCGCCAGGUGGCCCACAGUGACCCUCCGCGCCACGAGUUCCUGUGGGGUACAAGAGCCCAUGUGGAAACCAGCAAGAUGAAGGUCCUUGAGUUCUUAGCCAAGGUCCACGACACCGUGCCCAGUGCCUUCCCCGCCUGGUACGAAGAGGCUUUGCGAGACGAGGAGGAGCGAGCCCAAGCCCGAGCUGCCGCCAGAGCUCGCACUGCUGCGGUAGCCAGCGCGCGAACCAGGACCCUGACCGGCAGUUCCUCCCACGGGAAGUAA